AUCUCCAUAUCUUAAAAUUUAAGCCAUAUCCAGUAAAAUGUGCUUUGUUGUUUCAAGCUUCAUAUUCAGCUUUGUGCUUUUAAUAUUUGAAAUCGCAUUUGCUACUGCCUCCAGAGUGUCUCUUUGCAGUUUUAAUAUAACUGGCGUUUAUGAUAACCUUGUUCUUUUGCUUAGCAAAAUGUGGCUGAGACGUUUGCUUUUUUGAUUUCAUGGAAACUGGAAUAAUUUGAUCAAAAGCAGAUUUGUAUAAAAUGAGGUGAAAGAAUCUUGCUCUGAUUAUUGUCCCCUAAUUUACUGUCCUCUGUUAUUGCCUCAGAGUGUAAAGCUGUACAGUAAUGGCGACCCCAAAGAGAAAGCAUGAAAGAACCUUUAGAGUAGAAUUCAAGAAUUAAGGCAAGUAGACAAGCCAAAGACCUCUUAAGGAUCAGGCUUGAAGAGAAGGGAAAGUUUGGGAAAAGAAAAGAUAAAGAUAAAGAAAAGCUGGAAGAAGGACAAGCCAUUAUGGGAGACAAAGCUUCGCUUUAUCUGCAAAUGGGGGAAAAGGUUGUUUUUCAAAGUGUAAAGAUAAAGCCAUCUGUCAUUUUUGACCAAGCAUCUCAUGACAAGUCCUUCUAACAAGCACUUAAAGAGUUAAAGGUCAAGAUGAAGUUGACUGGUGGCCAAGAUAAAAGGAGCCAUGCCUCAUGUAUCCUACAGAAUAAGAACUGUCCUCUUGCUACUUGUAUCCCCAAGUACCUUAACAUCUAGCACAUUUGAAGAUGUCCGUGAUGCUGAAGACGCCCUUCACAAUUUGGACCGGAAGUGGAUUUGUGGCCGUCAGAUUGAAAUCCAGUUUGCUCAAGGGGACCGGAAAACACCAAAUCAAAUGAAAGCUAAAGAAGGAAGAAAUGUGUACAGCUCUUCCCGUUACGAUGAUUACGACAGAUACAGGCGUUCUAGAAGCCGCAGUUACGAAAGGAGGCGGUCAAGAAGCCGUUCUUUUGACUACAGCUAUCGCCGAUCUUAUAGCCCUAGAAACAGUAGACCUGCUGGAAGACGCCGCCGUAGCAGAAGUCGUUCAGAUAAUGAUAGGUUCAAACACCGUAACAGGUCUUUUUCAAGGUCAAAGUCCAAUUCAAGAUCACGCUCUAAGUCACCACCCAAAAAAGAAAUGAAGGCUAAAUCACGUUCUAGGUCUGCGUCUCGCACUAAAUCUAGAGGCACCUCUAAAACGGAUUCUAAGACACAAUAUAAGUCCAGCUCAAGAUAUGAAAAAGAACCAAGAAAAAAAGAACCAACUAGAUCCAAAUCUCAGUCGAGAUCGCAUUCUAGAUCUAGAUCAAAAUCCAGAUCCAGGUCAUGGGCUAGUCCCAAGUCCAGUGGCCACUAACAUUGUACAUUGGGGAUUAUUUUUUUUUAGGCAUGUAUUAUUGAGUUACACAGUUGAGUUAUGAUGUUGCGACAUUGCUUUAAAACAAUUUUGUCAGUCGUCCCUGUAGGAGGCAAUUAUUGCUAUUAAAAUACAAUAUUGACAACCUUACCCAAGAGAGUCCGUUUUGUUAAAUGUCAUGGGCAGCUACAAGGUUCUUGUGGUGUUUCUUAUGUAUAUUUUUGUAAAAGACUUGCAAUUUUUAUGCUUCGGAUACCUAUGGUACCUUGAUUUCGCCCUCGUUUGCAGCUUUGUCCUAAUGACACCGGCUGUAUAUGGAUAGCCAGUCCCUGUUUAAACUGUCCAGUAAUGCCUUGCCAUGGAACUGGAAAAUUGGAGCAACCAUGGCUGCUGUGAAAUAGAUGAAUUACUUCAAGGAGGGGAGUGUUUGCCUUGCCUCCUGUGCCAAGAUGGACGGCUAACAAAGUAUUGUGGAAGAAGAAAUCGAAGUACUCAUAGAUAUCUCUGAAGUAAUGUUUAAAAAACAAAAAACCGGAGCAGGCCCUAAGAGAUUUUGGUCAGGGUUAAAGGUGCUUCUUUCUAACUAAUCUCUUAACCCCCCCCCCCCCCCCAAAAGGCAAAAAUACUCAGUUAAAUAAUUAGGUAAAUGUAUAUACAUUUGUAUGUUCUGUGAUGUAUCCUAAGUUUUAGCAAGCAGUUGAUCACAAACUGCCUAGGUUUUCUUGCAGUGAUAAGUACAAACAAAGCAUUUCAGAUUAGUGUGUACAGUGUGUAAGAACUAAAACUUUGACACCAACGCCAUCAUAGGUCGCUUGCGUGCCCAUGCAUACCAAUCUUGUAGCCAUGUCUCCCAAGCGUACUACACAUCGGAGCCUAUGUCACGGGUUAAAUAAAUUGUGAGAACAUAAUGUUCCAGUUGCAGUGUAGCAUACCUUAACUGCGUUCACACCGAACGUGAGGAAGAGCUGCGUCGUUUCCUUUUGGCUUUGUAAAACCGUUAUCUCAACGUGAAAAGUUGCCAUGGCAUAAUCUGAAAAGUAUUCUUGAGAAGAGAGCACUGUGUUGUAUUAGUUUAUUUUCCCCUCGAAACGUGGAAGACGGUAUCAAAACAUUUACAGCCCUCUGCUUCUGUUUUUAAGUUUCAUUUACUCCAUCUGGCCACGCGAGAGUAAAGGUGGCCUUUUUCCCCAAGUACUGGUUGUGGAAUAUGUUUAAAUGGGUGAUUCUAGAACCUUUGUAUAUUUGAUAGUAUUUCUAACUUUCGUUUAAUGUUUAAAAAGUUAGUGUUCUGCUAUGCAAUCACUUCUAUAUUGUGUUUCUUUUUUUUUUGUAGACUUCUCCCUGAUGUAUAGUUUUAAAAACGAACUGUACAAAUUGUAGCAUUUCCGUGCGGCUCUGGUCAGAAGAAAGUUGUGGAAAUAAACUUUGUAUUUCCUUUCUUA
Sceloporus undulatus (fence lizard) is the source of this 2811-nucleotide messenger RNA. RefSeq names its product serine and arginine rich splicing factor 10 (gene SRSF10). The record is from RefSeq and is a predicted model, not a curated record. Gene Ontology annotation, molecular function: RNA binding. Bases 677 to 1369 code for a protein of 230 amino acids. The transcript has 5 exons. NCBI's taxonomy places the organism in Eukaryota, Metazoa, Chordata, Lepidosauria, Squamata, Phrynosomatidae.